Molecule: messenger RNA, 3058 nt
Organism: Manis javanica (Malayan pangolin)
Lineage: Eukaryota; Metazoa; Chordata; Mammalia; Pholidota; Manidae
Gene: UBA3
Product: ubiquitin like modifier activating enzyme 3
Biological process (GO): protein neddylation
Cellular component (GO): cytoplasm; nucleus
Molecular function (GO): NEDD8 activating enzyme activity
Source: RefSeq, a predicted model, not a curated record
AACAAUAUGGCGGAUGGCGAGGAGCCGGAGAAGAAAAGAAGGAGAAUAGAGGAGCUGCUGGCUGAGAAGUUAGUGCUGCCGGGAGGCCGGGGCUCUCUCCGGGGACCCCCGCCUCCCCGACCCCAGGCAAUGGCUGUUGAUGGUGGGUGUGGGGACACUGGAGACUGGGAAGGUCGCUGGAACCAUGUAAAGAAGUUCCUCGAGCGAUCUGGACCCUUCACACACCCUGAUUUCGAACCAAGCACUGAAUCUCUCCAGUUUUUGUUAGAUACAUGUAAAGUUCUAGUGAUUGGAGCUGGCGGCCUAGGAUGUGAGCUCCUGAAAAAUCUGGCAUUGUCUGGUUUUAGACAAAUUCAUGUUAUAGACAUGGACACUAUAGAUGUUUCCAAUCUAAAUAGGCAGUUUUUAUUUAGGCCUAAAGAUGUUGGAAGACCUAAGGCUGAAGUUGCCGCAGAAUUUCUAAAUGACAGAGUUCCUGAUUGCAAUGUGGUUCCACAUUUCAACAAGAUUCAGGAUUUUAAUGAUACUUUCUAUCGACAAUUUCAUAUAAUUGUAUGUGGACUAGACUCUAUCAUAGCCAGAAGAUGGAUAAAUGGCAUGCUGAUAUCUCUUCUGAAUUAUGAAGAUGGCGUAUUAGAUCCAAGCUCCAUUGUCCCUUUGAUAGAUGGAGGGACAGAAGGUUUUAAAGGAAAUGCUCGGGUGAUUCUGCCUGGAAUGACUGCUUGUAUUGAGUGCACACUGGAACUGUAUCCACCACAGGUUAAUUUUCCCAUGUGCACCAUUGCAUCUAUGCCCAGGCUACCAGAACACUGUAUUGAGUAUGUAAGGAUAUUGCAGUGGCCUAAGGAACAGCCUUUUGGAGAAGGCAUUCCAUUAGAUGGAGAUGAUCCUGAUCAUAUUCAAUGGAUUUUCCAAAAAUCCCUAGAGCGAGCAUCACAAUAUAAUAUUAGGGGUGUUACGUAUAGACUCACUCAAGGGGUUGUAAAACGAAUCAUUCCUGCAGUAGCUUCUACAAAUGCAGUCAUUGCAGCCGUGUGUGCCACUGAGGUUUUUAAAAUAGCCACAAGUGCAUAUAUUCCCCUUAAUAAUUACUUGGUAUUCAAUGAUGUAGAUGGACUGUACACAUACACGUUUGAAGCAGAGAGAAAGGAAAACUGCCCAGCUUGUAGCCAGCUUCCUCAAAAUAUUCAGUUUUCUCCAUCAGCUAAAUUGCAGGAGGUUUUGGAUUAUCUAACCAAUAGUGCUUCUCUGCAGAUGAAAUCUCCAGCUAUCACAGCAACGUUAGAGGGAAAAAAUAGAACACUUUACUUACAGUCAGUAACCUCUAUUGAAGAACGAACAAGGCCAAAUCUCUCCAAGACAUUGAAAGAGUUGGGACUUGUUGAUGGGCAAGAACUGGCAGUUGCUGAUGUGACCACACCACAGACUGUACUGUUCAAACUUCAUUUUACUUCUUAAGGAAAAGAAAUCUGCACAUAAUAGAAAACUCAUGGAAAUACUAUACUUCGUGGAAGUUAAGAAAUCCAAUCGAUGUCCUUUUUAGCAUUAGUGUUGCUGGAAUUUGACUUUUUCUUAAAUACAAUGAGCCACUCUUUUUUAGCUUUAUAACUUUUCCUUGAAGACAGAAUUCUGGGGCUGGUGCUUGUAAGCAUUUUCAUUAAUGGCAUGGGAAAUGAUGCCUGGAGAGAGAGCUUAUGAGCAAGUACACUGCAUCUUUUAUAGGAGGGAGCAAACAUCCUUUUGUGUGUGGUCAAAAUUUUGUUAAAUAUGGUCAAAGAAUGCAUUCCUUGGUUUUCACUUGAGCACCCACAUAUACAAAACAUGUCCUCUUAAAAAAAAUAAGAAAAUUAAGUUUUAAAUUACAUUAAAUAUUACAACCUACAUCUAGAGCAUAGGACAUAGCUUGACAUUGAACAUAACCUACUUCUCGUUUUAAUAUUCAUUUAAUUGUGGCUGUCCAAAUAAUAUUAAUUAUUGCAAAGGUUACCUGGUCCAUAAUAAUUUGUAAAAGGUGUAAUAGCUGAAUACCUGUGCAUGGAAAUGGGAACUAUUUUCAUGUGUUUACUUGCAGUGCCAUAGAGGCCAAUAUGCACAUUACAGCCAAAACAUGGAUGUUUAAAAGAAUUUAAUGUUUAAACAGUUAUCACUGAUGCUUUCACACUAUUUAUUAAUAAAAUCAUAUAUUGUCUACUUCUCUCACUGAAAAUGUAUAUUAAGGAUAGUAAGUAGUUCUGUAGUAGGAAUAAUUUUUAAACAUACAGCAGAAUUACUAAUCCAAAAAUAUUUACAGCACCUAAAUUAAUACUUUUGCCACAACAAAUAUCUACUGACUUGAUUUAAUUUAAUUUAAUACUGAUUUAUUAAUUACCUAAUAGUGUAAUGAAAUGGAAUAACUAUAUUUUCAUAUUAACUACUAAUUAUUAUUAAUAACUACAUUUUAUAUUAAGGUCUCUUAAAAUGCCUUUUUCUCCCUAUAAAAGACCAAAGCAAAAAGUAAAAUGAAGCAUUAAGUACUGAAAAACAAGUUUCCUAGCUCAGUGGGAACACACAGCAUAUGUUCUCACUCUGAUUUUGACUUAGCAGCUCUCUGAAUGACAGCGUUGUGAUUACAUUUCACUGGGUUAAAUUUUUCAUUUAUUAUUCUUUUAACUCCUUAUUGACAUUUCAUUAUAGAAUCAUGUGGGAUAAAUUUGUUUUACUUUUUAAAAGCUAGAGUCAGUUUAAAUUUUUGAACAUAAAGGAAAUAGUGUUUUGUACCACCUUAAUACAGGUGCUGUAAUAAUUCUCAAAGUAGCUUUGUGAGAAGGUGAGAAUAUCUCCAUUUGAGAGCUGAACGGUUUUAGAAAAUCUUAAGUCAUUUACCCGGAGCUGUACAACUAGAAGUCUUGGAACAGGGAUUGCAACCUCAGUCUGUCCCAAACUUCUUUCUCAGGCUACUUAUCUAAUUUGAAGUUAUCUGAGUUAUUUGGUACUACUUGUACUUGUAUAGAUUACUAAAUUGUCAGAGUUUCAACAUGCAAAAUUUUGCUGAAGUUAUAUAAAAUUAUUGGACAACUUC